Parnassius mnemosyne (clouded apollo) is the source of this 2064-nucleotide messenger RNA. Lineage: Eukaryota; Metazoa; Arthropoda; Insecta; Lepidoptera; Papilionidae. The record is from the annotation of a GenBank genome assembly.
AUGCUGACCGCUACGCGGGUGGUUGGGCGAAAGGCCUUAGAAUGUUCUGGUCUUACUUCGGACUUUUCUACACACAGAAAUUUUACUACAAUACUGAAAAAUGUUGCAGCGCCUACAGUGCCAAUUUAUCAACGCCAUGCAGUGCAAUACAGACACAAAUCAGAUGGAGUCCGUGGUGCUGUCAUUGGUAUUGAUUUGGGUACCACCAACUCUUGCGUCGCCGUCAUGGAAGGAAAGACACCUAAGGUGGUGGAAAACAGCGAAGGUUCUCGGACCACACCCUCUCACGUGGCUUUCUCUAAAGACGGUGAAAGGCUCGUGGGUAUGCCAGCCAAACGCCAGGCUAUCACUAACAGUGGCAACACCUUCUACGCAACGAAAAGACUGAUCGGACGCCGCUUUGAAGACCCCGAAGUCCAGAAAGACAUGAAGAAUCUCUCAUAUAAAGUUAUCAAGGCUUCAAACGGAGAUGCUUGGGUUCAAGGUUAUGACGGUAAGGUCUACUCUCCAAGUCAGAUUGGUGCCUUCAUCCUCAUGAAGAUGAAGGAGACUGCGGAGGCUUACCUCAACACUUCAGUGAAGAAUGCCGUUAUUACUGUGCCCGCUUACUUCAAUGAUUCACAGCGACAGGCCACUAAGGAUGCGGGUCAAAUUGCUGGGCUCAACGUUCUGCGUGUGAUCAACGAACCAACGGCCGCCGCUCUCGCUUACGGACUGGACAAAUCCGAUGACAAAAUUAUCGCAGUAUACGAUCUGGGAGGCGGCACAUUCGAUAUCUCCGUCCUCGAGAUACAGAAGGGUGUGUUUGAGGUGAAAUCCACCAAUGGAGACACAUUGCUUGGUGGAGAAGACUUCGAUAAUGUCAUUGUCAACUUCCUCGUGGACGAGUUUAAACGUGAUCAAGGCAUCGAUAUCCGCAAAGAUGCAAUGGCAAUGCAGAGGCUCAAGGAGGCGGCAGAGAAGGCGAAGAUCGAGCUCUCUGGUUCCCUUCAAACUGACAUCAAUCUACCCUACCUGACUAUGGAUGCUUCUGGACCUAAGCACAUGAACCUUAAGAUGACCAGAUCGAAGCUGGAAUCUCUGGUCGGUGACCUGAUCAAACGUACAGUUGGCCCCUGUCAGCGAGCUCUCCAAGAUGCCGAAGUGCAGAGGUCUGAUAUUGGUGAGGUGCUGCUCGUUGGUGGAAUGACCAGGAUGCCCAAGGUGCAACAGACAGUCCAAGAGAUCUUCGGUCGGGCGCCGUCUAAAGCGGUGAACCCUGACGAAGCCGUGGCGGUGGGAGCUGCAAUCCAGGGAGGAGUGCUGGCGGGAGACGUCACUGACAUUCUGUUGUUGGACGUAACCCCGCUGUCGCUCGGUAUCGAAACCCUGGGCGGAGUCUUCACCAAGCUCAUCACCAGAAACACCACCAUACCUACCAAGAAGAGUCAAGUGUUCUCGACCGCCGCUGAUGGACAAACACAAGUGGAGAUCAAAGUGCACCAGGGUGAGCGUGAAAUGGCAGCAGACAACAAACUCCUCGGACAGUUCUCUUUGGUGGGGAUCCCACCAGCUCCACGAGGGGUGCCACAGAUUGAAGUGACUUUCGACAUUGACGCCAACGGCAUCGUACACGUAUCUGCACGCGACAAGGGAACUGGGAAAGAACAGCAGAUUGUUAUCCAGUCAUCAGGCGGUCUGUCCAAGGACGAGAUCGAGAAUAUGGUAAAGGCAGCCGAGCAGUUUGCUGCGGCCGACAAGCAGAGAAGAGAACGAGUGGAGGUGGCCAACCAGGCUGAAGGCGUGCUGCAUGAUACCGAAACAAAGAUGGACGAGUACAAAGCACAAUUACCACAGGAUGAGUGCGACAAAUUACGCGAAGAAAUUGCCAAACUACGUGAUCUGCUUGCCAAGAAGGACUCUGUUGAUCCCGAAGAACUCCGCACUGCCACCGGACAACUGCAGCAAGCAAGCUUGAAGCUGUUCGAGCAGGCGUAUAAGAAGAUGGCGGCUGAACGUGAAGGUAAACAGCAGCAGCAAACAGAGCAACCGCAAGAAGAAAAGAAAGAAGAGAAAAAGAAUUAA